This is a messenger RNA of Balaenoptera musculus (blue whale), 1830 nucleotides long. It is a transcript of the gene PLCXD3, whose product is annotated as phosphatidylinositol specific phospholipase C X domain containing 3. The record is from RefSeq and is a predicted model, not a curated record. Gene Ontology annotation, cellular component: synapse. The transcript is spliced from 3 exons. The coding region runs from base 52 to 1017 and encodes 321 amino acids. Lineage: Eukaryota; Metazoa; Chordata; Mammalia; Artiodactyla; Balaenopteridae. Gene Ontology annotation, molecular function: phosphoric diester hydrolase activity. Gene Ontology annotation, biological process: lipid metabolic process.
CCAGCCUGCCCGAGGAGCGCGAGGACCAGCGCGCGGCGCAGCGACCGCACGAUGGCCUCGUCUCAGGGGAAGAACGAGCUGAAAUUCGCCGACUGGAUGGCAACUCUGCCCGAGAGCAUCCACAGCGUCCCCCUCACCAAUUUAGCCCUCCCAGGAUCUCAUGAUUCCUUCAGCUUCUACAUUGACGAAGCCUCUCCAGUGGGGCCUGAACAGCCAGAAACUGUCCAGAAUUUUGUCUCUGUGUUUGGAACUGUGGCCAAAAAGCUGAUGCGGAAAUGGCUAGCCACUCAAACUAUGAACUUUACUGGUCAGCUAGGAGCUGGGAUCCGUUAUUUUGAUCUUCGAAUUUCCACCAAGCCCAGAGACCCCGACAAUGAACUCUACUUUGCUCAUGGUUUGUUCAGUGCCAAAGUCAAUGAAGGCCUUGAGGAGAUCAAUGCAUUCCUCACAGAUCACCAUAAGGAGGUAGUAUUCUUGGACUUCAACCACUUUUAUGGGAUGCAGAAGUAUCACCAUGAAAAACUCGUCCAAAUGCUGAAAGACAUCUAUGGAAAUAAAAUGUGCCCAGCGAUUUUUGCCCAGGAAGUGAGUCUAAAGUACCUGUGGGAGAAGGACUACCAAGUGCUGGUCUUCUACCACAGUCCAGUGGCUCUGGAAGUACCCUUUCUCUGGCCUGGGCAGAUGAUGCCAGCACCCUGGGCCAACACCACAGACCCGGAAAAACUGAUCCAGUUUCUUCAGGCAUCCAUCACUGAGAGAAGGAAGAAGGGAUCAUUUUUUAUAUCUCAGGUGGUGCUGACCCCCAAAGCUAGCACCGUGGUCAAAGGAGUGGCCAGUGGUCUCAGAGAAACGAUCACAGAAAGAGCCCUUCCUGCCAUGAUGCAGUGGGUCCGCACGCAGAAGCCAGGAGAGAGUGGCAUCAAUAUUGUCACUGCCGAUUUCGUAGAGCUUGGUGAUUUCAUCAGCACUGUCAUAAAGCUCAACUAUGUCUUUGAUGAAGGGGAAGCCAACACUUGAUAGUACCAUUUAGAGUGCCAGUGAAUAAGAUAGAGAAAACUCACUGUAUUAGGCAUAUUAUGUAUAAACACUCUGAUCUUCCUAUUCCACUGAGUCUCUGAGGGAAUAAGGGCUGAAAGUGGGUGGGAAAAGGGGGAAACCAUUUCUUCAGUGAUUAUUAUCAUACUCUUCAUUACUAUAAAUAUUUCAUUUCCCAUUUGAUGAGCAAAACCUACUUCUAGUGUUAGGAAUAAAAAAAGACUAGUAAAUUUCGUUUCUCAGAAUUAGUUUUUGUAACUUAUGAGUGUUUACUUGAUUGUGUUUCUGAUUUCAACCUAGGGCUCCUACACUGUGUAUCCUCUAAAUGAACCUUUCUACUCCCUCUCUCGCUCGCUCUUUUUAAUCAGAUGCUAUAUGGGACUUAAAAAUAACUAAAUGCCCAAAAUAACGUGAUUAUCAAUACAUUGUUGUACUGAAACGUACUUGUUUUGUGGGACCUGGUAUAAUAUUCUGCAGUCUGCAAUCUCACUAACUUUGGGUCAUAAACAGUAUGCAUCAAAUCAGUUUCCCUGCAAAAGUAAUAUUGGUGGCCAUAAUCAGUAAUUUUUGUGUUAUAUAAAAACAAUAGUGUUUCACAGUAUUUCUAUUUAAGGCAGCUAUAAAUAUAGAGUAAAAACUUUUGUGGAAGAACUAUUAGUGCCAACUCCAUAGUGAAAAAUGGGGGUGGGGGAAGAGAUGGGUGUCAUUUUAAUUCAGAAAUCUCUUAAAUAAUAUUGUCCUACAAAUGCUUAGUAAAUGAAAAAUUAUGACAAGUGUUGUUAAAAUCAGAAAACU